AUGAUUGGACGAGAAGCUCCGAUAGCAGAGUUCACACGUGCGGCGGGGCUGUAUACGGAUGUAUUUGAGUCUCCAGCACCGCUUAUAAUUAUUUAUGGUGGAGCAUCUACUGGUAAAAGUAUGAGUGUAUCACAGGUGCUAAGGACACAUCCGUCGCCUCACAGUCUCGUCGAUUGUACGGCGCUUUAUUCCGCGAAAGAAUUUUACCGUGAAGUAUUGUCACAAUUGCACGACGGAAUAAUUACAAUAACUGAAGUGGAAGAUGUGACAAUCAUUGAGACUCAAGAAUUAGCCAAUGAGAGCAGCAAACCGUCACCAGCUGUGGAAAAUUAUAGCUCUUUGAAUUUUUUGGGGUUUUUUAAAGCGCUGGACAAAUGUAUGGCCCAUGAUCAAACCAAAGACGACAUAAAAAAAAGUCGACAAGUGCUCUAUGUAGUUUUGGAUCAUGUGGAUAUAUUAUUGGAUCGUGGACUUGGGGCCUUGAUUCCAUGUCUUUGUACAAUCAAUGAACAAAUCGCCUAUUUAAAUAUGUUUCAGGAUGCGCUACGUUGGGAACUUUGUGUAGUGCUGAUUACACGAGGCAUAUCACUGGAUUUCGAUCGAUUGGUGAUGCCAUUUUUUCCAGCUUAUGUGCAUUUUCCACCUUAUAAAGCAGAGGAAUUGGCUGAUAUUAUGAUAGAACAAUUGAGUAUGAAGGAAGCAAACGAUAUGUUUCGUACAUGGCUCAUCCAUUUGCAUGGAUUAUUGCCACCUGCAUCAGAUGGAGAUUGGCUUGAAUUUCGAGCUGCAGUUGUGCAUUUGCUACCAGAUUUUCGUGACUUGUUCUUACGACGUGUACAAGGUUCUGAAGUCUCCAAGAUGAAGAAGAAGAUUGAACGUGAUACAAAAAAUCUCGUCCAGGAAUUCCUUCAAACGCGACGAAAACAUCUUUUCGGCUACCACAAAAAAAUGGGAGGCGAUCUUGGUGAUCCGUCUGAAUUGAUUUCGUGCACCAAUUUGAGCCGAAAUUGCUUACUGCUUGUGCUCGCAGGCUAUUUGGCCUCGUUUAAUCCUCAAGAAACCGAUGUGCGCUUCCUUUCGUCUUCUGGUGGACAGCGUCGAAAAAAACGUGCCAAGAAAAAAACUGAUGGGGAAUCAUCGUCGACGACUACUAGCAGCAAGAAGCAGCAGAUCAGUCAACUGCUUAUUGGUCCUCGGAUAUUUACGUUGCAGCGGCUUUUAGCCAUUUAUCUAAACCUUCGAGUCGAAGCUGAGGCAGGAAGUUCUGUCUAUAACGACGAAUCUCGCUCGUCCGAAACACGCGAGGAAACAUUUACGCAUCUUGCGACUCUGGUACGCAUGCAGCUCUUUCAGCGCACCACAGCACCACAUGUACUGGAUAACAUCAAGUUCCGUUGUCUAGCUGAUGCCCGUUUUGUCCAGGAAACAGCGCGUUAUUUGUCCUUCCCUCUAGAUGCCUAUCUCAACCGGGCGACAUAA
Molecule: messenger RNA, 1479 nt
Organism: Peronospora farinosa
Lineage: Eukaryota; Oomycota; Peronosporomycetes; Peronosporales; Peronosporaceae
Source: the annotation of a GenBank genome assembly